Messenger RNA from Phragmites australis (common reed), 1920 nucleotides. Its product is annotated as achilleol B synthase-like. NCBI's taxonomy places the organism in Eukaryota, Viridiplantae, Streptophyta, Magnoliopsida, Poales, Poaceae. Gene Ontology annotation, biological process: triterpenoid biosynthetic process. Gene Ontology annotation, cellular component: lipid droplet. Gene Ontology annotation, molecular function: intramolecular transferase activity. The record is from RefSeq and is a predicted model, not a curated record. The transcript has 14 exons. Bases 1 to 1611 code for a protein of 536 amino acids.
AUGUUGGACAAUGCCAACAUCGAUGAUUUGGAGAAGAUGUUGCACAAUGGGGAGGAGAACUUUACCGAUGAAAGAGAAUUUCAGAAGUUCCAGUGGCGAUUCUGGUGCUUCACAAGGAUUACUUACAUGUCAAUAGCUUAUCUUUAUGGUAAGAGAUUUGUUGGUCCAAUUACACCCACUAUAUUAGCAUUAAGGGAGGAACUCCACAGUUUGCCAUAUAACGAGAUCGAUUGGAGUAAGGCUCGCAAUACUUGUGCCAAGGAGGACAUGCGCUAUCGACCUUCAGCAAUAUACAAAUCUAUUGCAACUUGUUUGAACAUGUUUAUGGAGCCGGUGUUGAACUGUUGGCCGAUUAACAAGCUAAGAGAGCGAUCUUUGAGCCACAUCAUGGAGCAUAUCCACUAUGAAGAUGAAAUUACUCAAUACGUUGGCUUAUGUCCUGUUACAAAGGCACUGAACAUGAUUUGCCGUUGGGUAGAAAAUCCAAAUUCAGAUGCACUCAAACGACAUCUUCCAAGGAUACACGAUUAUUUGUGGAUUGCUGAAGACGGCAUGAAAUCCAAAAUAUAUAGUGGUGCCCAAAACUGGGAGAUAGCAUUUAUAGUUCAGGCAUUCUUGUCAUCAGACCUUAUUGACGAAUAUGGUCCGACCCUUGAGAGAGCACUCAGAUAUAUGAAGAAAGCACAAGUUACUAGAAAUCCUCCUGGGGACCGAAGUUACUGGUUUCGCAACAGAUCAAUAGGUUCAUGGACACUUUCAACUGUAGAUAAUGGCUGGGGUUCAAUUGACACUUCUGCUGAAGUAAUUAUGGCAAUACUGUCACUAUCAAGGAUAUUUCCUAACAUUGAUCAGAAUUCAGAAGAAAAUCAAUGGUUGUUCGAUGCUGUUGAUUUCAUUCUUAGCAGCAGGAACAAAGAUGGUUCAUUUUCUUCAUUUGAAAGGCAAAGAACAUAUUCGUGGCUAGAGAUUUUGAAUCCUUUGGAGAGUUUUCGAAAUCUCGUCUCCGAUUACCCAACGGUUGAAGUCACUUCCUCAGUUAUGCACGCUCUGAUAGUCUUUGGAGAGCAUUAUCCAUGGUACCACAGAGAACAGAUGACAGAAUAUGUCAACAAAGCUGCCUUAUAUAUUGAGAAUAAUCAGAAAAAGGACGGAUCCUGGUAUGGCACUUGGGGCAUAUGUUUUAUCUAUGGGACCCUCUUUGCCAUUAAAGGCUUAGUUGCUGCUGGGAGAACUUAUGAGAACAGUAUUUGCAUCAAGAAAGCAUGCAGCUUUUUGCUGUCAACACAACUCAGAACAGGUGGCUGGGGAGAGAGCUAUCUUUCCUGUGAAAGAGAGGUUUAUGUAGAGGGUAGUUGUACUCAUGCAGUGAGCACCGCUUGGGCAAUGCUAGGUUUGAUUUAUGCUGGACAGAUGGAGCGUGAUCAGACACCAUUACACUGCGCCGCGAAAGUAUUAAUUAAUAUGCAGUUGGAGACAGGUGAUUUUCCUCAGCAAGAACAUGCUGGAAACAACAACUCCUCUGUUUACUUCAACUACCCCAACUACCGCAACUUGUUCCCUAUUUGGGCUCUUGGAGAGUAUCGUCGCAGACUUGUUGCAAAGAAAAACUGACGUUGACUCGUGAAGCAAAUGUGUCAUACACCUGAUAGUAUCACACAGGAGCAAAAAUAAAAUAAUGGUGCUUGAUUAUUGUAAUACAGCCCCUUGUAUUUUUGUAAAAAAAAAUGGUGUUUGAUUGUAAAACAACUUGUAGCUGCAAUGUGUACAAGUGCACGUAUCUUGAGCCAAUACAGCACAUAAUAAUAUCUGGACUACAAGUUUGUAUGGUGCAUAUAGAAACAGUACAUAUCACAUAUACUGCUGUCACGUUAAUACCUGAGAAGAAUUGGAAAUAUGCAUCAUGCAAGUUUUAUGAUGGAU